AUGACGACAAGAUCACGUUCUGAGCAUAGCGAAAACGGUAUUGAUAAGGAUAACGAAGAUUCAGAUGAGCGAAUCAGUUUGGCGGAUUCUGAUUUUGGGGGAAGUGUUGCCACCAGUGUGAGUAGUGGUAGUAGUAACAACGAGAAGGAUGAUUUAGAGAUGUUUUCUGGCAAUAACUUUGUGUCUUUGGAUCCUCAAAGGGAGGCGGAGGAAGGAAUUGAAGAAGAUAAUAUUAUAGAUACGUCGAUCGACGGAAGAACUCAUAGAAGAGCCGCUAAGAGUGAUUUGGAAAGAAGAAAGAGGAAUACGGAAGCAUCUGCCAGGUUCCGGAUCAAGCGCCGAUUAAAAGAACACGAGAUGUCAGAGAGGCUAUCAAAGAUGUGGUCUCAUAUUUCGGAGAUGAAAAUUAAAGUCAAGACGUUGGAGAUGGAGAAUCAGUGUUUAAAACGGAUGCUUUUGGGAGAUACGGGUAUGGCUGUGCCGCGAGAUGGUGUGGAACGUAGUACACGCACCGGGAAGGCUCUCGACAAACUUUCGUUGAGUUCUCUGUCAAAUUACGAGUUGUUAAAUCUCAUUAAGCAGAAAACCAGCGAGAGCUUUAAGAUCACAAGUAUUUGA
Brettanomyces nanus is the source of this 618-nucleotide messenger RNA. RefSeq lists its product as uncharacterized. Lineage: Eukaryota; Fungi; Ascomycota; Pichiomycetes; Pichiales; Pichiaceae. Bases 1 to 618 code for a protein of 205 amino acids. Gene Ontology annotation, molecular function: DNA-binding transcription activator activity, RNA polymerase II-specific; RNA polymerase II transcription regulatory region sequence-specific DNA binding. The record is from RefSeq and is a predicted model, not a curated record. The transcript has a single exon. Gene Ontology annotation, cellular component: nucleus; Cbf1-Met4-Met28 complex. Gene Ontology annotation, biological process: regulation of transcription by RNA polymerase II.